AUGACACCGAGGUCAGUUGCGGCGGUGCAGUCCUCGCGGGCCAUGUCCGCCGCAGCCGCCGCCCUGACCUGUGUAGAUGAUUUCCCCUUUUUGGAGCCCUCCACGCCUUAUUGUCCGUCGGCAUCCGAUUUGGGUGCCCCUUUCAAAGCAUACGGAUCGGCGUGUGCUUUUGACUAUGCCGUGUCCGCCGCAAGGGAGCUAGGCCUACUCAAUGAGGACAUAGAAGCCAGGCUCAGCUGCAACAACCCCAGCAACAGCGUCCGCCUCGGCCUUCGUGCCCUGCACUAUGCGACAAGGGAUUUCCCAGCCGAUCAGCCCACAAAAGAGCGCGAAAUGGCAUUCAUGGUUUUCAACAGUCCCGAUGCCAUCGACUUUCUGCGACACCGUGCGCUGGCGGAUAACGCAGCUGGCACCUGCGGCAGAAAGGUCUAUGACCCAUGGGUCAGUGGCAUUGACGAAAAGUCAGCCGACGUCGAGUGCGGUGUCUCGCUAUUUCGUCGCGGUAUGGCGUUACGGGAUGCCUACACCAAGGCCGCAGUGGCUGCAUGGAGCCGACUCGAUGAGAGCUUCCGGGAGCAUCUCAAACUGCGGCGGUUUGUGUUUUGCGAGGCUUGCGGUCCGCCGCAACCUUCAAAGCUGAUCGAGGCGUUGCGGUAUUUGCGCCCGAGCCUGCUCACCAGAGACCCAGGGAAAUGGGAUGUUAUGGUGGAGGGCGUGUCACGCGGCGACUCAGCGUGCGCCCUGGUACGUCCGUUAGUAAGUGAGCUUAAACAGGCACAGCGGGUGUUGGAGCUGGCGGUCAAGGGAGUUCUGCUGUUGCACGACAGCGGGGUGCAGGACGAGCAUCUGGAGCCGCUAUCCUGUGCCGUACUGGCCCUCCUCGUGCUGAUGCUCCACACGGAGCCCGAGCAGCUCUUGGAACAUGGGGGCUCCAUGGGGAGCAGCAGCUGGGGAAGAACAGCAGGCAAGGUUCCUAAUGAGCUUGAGUUGGCUGUUGCAGCACUUCAUAAUUCCGUACGUGAUGCAGCCCUCGCCAAUAAGCCGUACCGGCACAUCUCCCCAGCCCAGUUGUACGACGUGGUCUGUACCACCCCCUUCACCGACCUCGGCGCCGAUGCCAGGGACAGCAGGUCCGCGGACCCCCAGGGCGGCAGAGGCGACGAUGACAGUUACCGUACUGAAGUACAGCCGUACUCUCAGCAGCACAUAAGGGCGAUGCUCUUCGCGUUGGCCCCGGAUCGAUUUGUGAAGUCGUUGGCGGAUGCGGUGAUGAUAAGGGCUUUCGCCGCCGCGGGCCCGCAAUGGAACCAAUCCAGGGAGGUGGUCGAGGCGAUGCAUGACGCGCUGGCGGCGCGGGAACUUGUUGCCGUACGCCGUGAUGGCAGCUAUACCUACGGACUCGGCAGCAUCAGCGGUAUCAGCGGCGGCAACGACGAGGCAGAGGAACUUCAAAAUUUUGGAAGCACCCUGGGCUUCGAGCGCCGCACUGCCGCAGCCGCUGGCAUCGGCGGCAGCAGUUUCCCCUCCAGGAGCAGUGCUGCUGUGGCGGCGCAGGGCCCAGCGUUCAGGGUCCCGACGGCGGCGGCAGCAACGGAUGGGAGCCUUCCCGUCCAACAAGAUGCAAGAGGCAUAUACGACAUGCUGUACUUGGCGAGCUUGUACGGUGCCAAGAUGUCGGCGGAGGCGGUCGUCGCAGCUGAGGCUGGCAGGGGUGAAGCCGACCGACAUCAGCGGCAACAUCAAAGGGAGCCAAGCUCGGUCACUAAUGCGUCCGGUGUGGCCAUUGCCUCGGUGCUGCCGGUCGUGGCAAGAGCACUGUCACGGCUCCGACGGCUGGGGCUGCUGACGGACGAGGCGCCGGUGGGGGACGGCCCCGAAGCGGGCAUAACGCUUCGUCGCCUACUGCGGUGUGGCGUGGAGGUAGCGGCGGCGGCUGCCCGUCAGUGCGAGGCGGCUGGCGGAGGCGGUGGGGUGCUGUUGGCGGAGGGGCCUCGGAGGCUCCACCGCCAGCGGCUGGUGGGGCUGGUGGAUGAAGCAUCGCUAAGUGCUGGAGCCUUGGUGCAGGAUAUCGAGCGAAGCUAUGAGGGCAGGCGCGGGGAGGUGGGAUGUCGGGUGGCGAGCAUCGGCGGUGGCAAAGGGGGCGGCGGCAGCGGCAAUCAUGGUAGCAGUAAUCUUCGGGCUUUGGUGGAGGGGCUUCGUCCGGGUUUGCUGGCGGCGCACCCGGCUACUUGGGGCGAGUUGCUGCGAAGGGCAGAGGUGGAGGGAGAGGCGGCGGAGGCGGACGCGGAGGAUGAGGCAUGGAGCCAGGACAAGAUUGUUGAACCCUCGGUUGUACAUACGGGGAUAUUCGGGUUGAUAGCCCUGGAUGGACAGGAGCUGCCGCUUCAGUUGCUCGGCGUGUCGUACUGUGUGGUCGUGGGCGCGGUCUUCUAUCACGACAUGGAGCGUUGCGGCAGCGGCGGCCUGGAAGCAGCGGAGAGCCGCUUACCGGAGCAUUGCCGCCAGGCAAACCUGCUCUUCCGCUGGAUGCAUUUCGUGCCCUCCGUACUGGACACCAAGCCGGAGCCAGGCUGGACCAGCGGCGACCUGCCCGUCGUGGCGGCGGCGACGACGACGACGCCUCCUUCGUACCUGUCCCACGUCCGCUCCAACGACGAAUUACAAGUAGCCUUACAGAAGCGGCUGCUGUCAUCCGUGGCGAGUUUUACCAUACUGCCGUACAAUAUCAUGGUCCUCAUGGUGGCUUACAUGACGGAGUGGGGCCUGGAGCACUGGCGGCGGCGGCAGCAGCCCAUCUGGCGACCGGCGGGGGGAAUGGCGGCUCUGUGGCCUCGGCGAUUGACGGCGGCUGCGGCUGGAUCUAAGGAGCGACUGACGGCGGCGGUGGAAGAAGAGGAACAGGAAAAGGGUCGAUUCGAACUGUACGGGCCCUCCUUUGGAGUGGUGUGCUGGGGGAUGGGAGAGCUGGCGGUGGGUGGGAGGGCGCGGCGAUGGCGUGAAGGCAGCGCGUUGUCGCCAUGGGGAAGUAGCGACGAGGAAAUUGACUUCGCCGCUGGCGGUAGUGAUGAGCGUCUUUUUGAUGUCGCUGGCUUCGGCGACUUUGAUGAUGGGUUCGAUGACCGGUUUGGGCGCUCGGGCGGCGGCGGCGGCGGCGGUAGCGACAUCGAGCUGGAGUUCGUGGAGCUUCUGGAUUCUCCGGCGGAGGGGGUGAUAGCGGGCGCGCCCACGGUCCUUUGGAAGGAUGCUAAUGGGGAGGGGCUCGCGUGGGCGAGCGGGGCACGGCAACAGCAGCAGCGCUGCCUUGAAGAGCCUGCUGGCGCCGCCUCCAACGGCACUGGGGUCCGAAGCAAUCUCAUGUUCGUCGCCGAGGGGGGCGUCCAGGUCACGACAAGGUUGCUGUCCGGGAACGAGGUGAUAGCGAGGGAGGUGGUGCCGUUGGGCGACAGACCUUAUGCUGCCGGCGAUGCCGGCAGCGGCACGAGCGCUGCCGCUGCCUCCGGGAGUGGCAACGGCAUCUGGCGGUCCGGCAGCAGCAGCGGUCCCUUGGGGCGCCCUCGGGGCGGCGUCGAAAGCGAUGGUGGCCGGAGGACGGGUUGGCUGGGGUCCGCGGCGGCGACGGCGGCUUCGUGGCCGGAACCCGCCUCCGCCACGGCUGCGAUCGCGACUGUGUCACAGCCCGGGUUGCUUUUCACCGGUUGCAGCUUGGUUGAAGCGCUGCCGGCUGUAUUCCUGUGCGACAGCAUCGCCCACGGCCGCAGCAGCGGCGGCGAUGUGGCGGUGGAGGGCGUGGAAGCUGCGGCGCUGCUAUUUUUAGUAUUGAUCCAUAUGAAGGAGGUCUUGAAGGGCAAAGACUUCUUACUGCAUUUCAGCGACGCAAGGGGACAAGGGACGUCGGGGCGUGGUAGUACCGCAGGUGGCGGCAGCAGCAGCAGGCCUGUGGUGGCUUCGGCGGCGUCAAGUGGGGGCCCCAAAGGGAUGAAGGGCAGUACCGGGGCACAGGCCGCCGCCGCAACUUCCCUGCCUGCGGUGCUGAGUCUGUCUUGUUGUGUUCGUGAGGGUCACUGGUACCGUGACCUGAGAGAUCUGGGACCCCAUCAGGACGGCAGGGAGCCGCAGCAUGUGACCAUCUCCAUGUACAGCAAGGUUGCACAGCAGCUCAAGGUGGUUCGUAAGGCACUUUUGGACGAGAAGGCGGGCGUAUUCAUGCUCCGAACGCAGGGUAUGGAGGGCCUGAAGCGGGCGAUACAACUCGCAAUGCAGGUAUGCACGGAUAUGCGCGCGGCUCACCGGGACCUCAUCCUGGAGCCCGUCAGCGUCUGGUUUCCGGAACGCGACCAAGAGGGGGGCGAUGUCCCCAACAACAGCAGCAGCAGCCGCGGCGACGGCGGCAGCAACCGAGACCGGCGCGAAGAAGCCUUGGUCGCUCUCCGGGAGGGGAUGGAAAGGUUUUUGGGUGGUAUGCAAUGCCUGAUGACGUCACGGCGAUACGGUUUCGACGAUGAGGCAAUUGGACGUGACGUCGAGGUCGCGGAGGCAGCCUUGGGCUGGUUGUGGGAGCAGCUGACCGGUGGGUCUGGACGCAAUGGAGGCGGAGGCGGCAGUGGCGCUGCUAGCGCCAUGGGCGCUUCUGGAAGUGGCAGUAAUGGUGGGAUUGGAGGCGCCACAUCGGCGUGUAAGGAUAUGUGCUUCUGCCUGCUGCUGGCGGAGUGUGUGCGGGGUCGGCCUGGGGAGCUUAUGUCCCACUGGCGGGGCCGGGAUAUGACGGGACUGGGGGCUAAGCGGCAGCUGGAGAAGACAAUGAUGAUGCCGACGGUGUGA
Molecule: messenger RNA, 4818 nt
Organism: Volvox carteri f. nagariensis
Lineage: Eukaryota; Viridiplantae; Chlorophyta; Chlorophyceae; Chlamydomonadales; Volvocaceae
Exons: 9
Coding region: 1-4818 (1605 amino acids)
Source: RefSeq, a predicted model, not a curated record